AUGGCAGAGUAUGAAGAGGGAGAGAUCGAGUUUUCCAUCCUAAGCCUGUCCAAGGACCCAAUGACCGGAUACCUUGCCGACCUGGCAUCCAACGUGAAGGGGCUCCAGCACCUUAACAGCCGCUUAUCCGAGUUCGGAGAUAACUGCGACGAGGCAGACCCUGAAAACGCCGUGCUGUGCGGCCCAGACGCGCAGUACGGGCUGACCCCGGCUAUACUCGAGCUAGCAUUGGUGCCCAGCGAGCUAGCAGAGACAGCCGAGAACGGCAACAGAGCACACGACCUCGACUCGCUUGCGCGCCAACGCCAGGCCCUCGUCGAGCAGCAACGCCUCCUCCGCACGCAGAUAACGGACGAGCAGAACAGCAGACAAAUCGAGCUCGACUACGCCCGCCGCCGCCGCUUCGACUACUCCGCUGCCGUCAACCGCUGGAGUCGCAUCCUCGCUCGCAAGCGCAAAUGCGAAGAACUGCUUAGCUAA
Messenger RNA from Trichophyton rubrum CBS 118892, 480 nucleotides. RefSeq lists its product as uncharacterized. The coding region runs from base 1 to 480 and encodes 159 amino acids. The record is from RefSeq and is a predicted model, not a curated record. NCBI's taxonomy places the organism in Eukaryota, Fungi, Ascomycota, Eurotiomycetes, Onygenales, Arthrodermataceae. The transcript has a single exon.